Python bivittatus (Burmese python) is the source of this 4808-nucleotide messenger RNA. RefSeq names its product fatty acid desaturase 6 (gene FADS6). NCBI's taxonomy places the organism in Eukaryota, Metazoa, Chordata, Lepidosauria, Squamata, Pythonidae. The record is from RefSeq and is a predicted model, not a curated record. Gene Ontology annotation, biological process: lipid metabolic process. Gene Ontology annotation, molecular function: oxidoreductase activity, acting on paired donors, with oxidation of a pair of donors resulting in the reduction of molecular oxygen to two molecules of water. Gene Ontology annotation, cellular component: membrane.
UCGUGGGCAUCGCUCGGCUGGGAGGAGACGCUCCGCCGAGCCGCCGAGCGGAGGGGAGACUCCAGGAGGAAGGCGAGGGCCAAGGACGAGGGGAUUCCUCGAACGACGCCGUCCAGCGACAACGGCCCAACGGCUGCAGCAAAGCCGCGGGGCAGCAGCAGGAGGUCUCCGCAGAACAAGGCGGGAGGCCCACCCGACCCGGCUCGGCCCCGGAUGAAAAUGUGAGGCUCCCUGCUCCGAAGCAAGAGGUGGUCAUGUUGCAAAGAAGAGCGGCGGAGACUCUGCAGCCCCCUGGAGAGACGAGGGGCUCCGACGAUACCCUGAUGGGGGAGCUCUCUGAGUUGGUACACAGGGUGGUGAAGAACAGCAGCUGGUGGGAGAGGCACGGCGUGGAUGACACCAUUAUUGCCCUGAACUUCCUCAGCCUACCGCUAGGAUUCCUGCUUCUGCGUUCCAGCAAUCCUUUUGUGUUCUUGUUGGGCAUUGCUAUCCUGGGUGUGGCCCAUCAUACAAUCACUGUGAAGGCAAGCCACUUGGCUAGCCACAAUGCUCUGAUGGAGUCCAAAUUGUGGGGGAAAUUAUGGAACAUAUUCUUCAUUGAGGUUUGCUCCGCUUUCACAGCAGAACGGGGGUCCUACAACCAUGUAAAAAUGCACCAUGCUUAUACAAACGUCAUUGGCCUUGGGGAUUCCAGUACAUGGAAGGUUCCUUUCCUGAAUCGUUAUGUUUACAUGUUCAUUGCACCUAUUGCUGUACCUAUUAUCACUCCCUUAGUGGCUAUUGGUUUACUCACAGAAGUUGAACUGAGAACUGCCAUUCGGACUCUCUGUUGUAUAUUCAUUGGUCUGUAUGCCCAUUAUUGGCUGCUGCUUAAUGUCUCAGGGUUCCAAUCUACCUGGUAUGCUCUUGGCUGUAUGCUGAUCACACGUGCUCUCCUCGCCCAUGCGUACAUCCAUGUUAAUAUCUUCCAGCAUAUUGGCCUCCCCAUGUUUUCAGCUGAUAAGAAGCCAAAACGAAUCCACAUGAUGAGCUGCGGGGUUCUCAAUUUGCCUCGAAAUCCUCUGCUGGACUGGGCUUUUGGACAUUCACUCAUUAGUUGUCAUGUGGAGCAUCAUCUCUUCCCAACUUUUUCUGAUAACAUGUGCCUAAAGAUAAAACCUGUGGUUUCUCAGUAUUUGAAAAAGAAGAAUUUACGAUACAAUGAGGAUUCUUACUGGUCCCGCUUGAAGCUGUUCCUGGACAGAUAUGAAGAACUGAUGGUCCAUGCACCUCCUAUUUCUGAACUUGUUGGGAUUCAGUAAUGUUACCUUUAUGGCUAGAGAUAGAGCCUUAAGGAAGCAUGGUUUCUUUUUCCCAGAUCAAUGCAUUUAAAGCCCAAGUUAAGUUAUCGUGGAGAAAAUCAGUAUGUCUUUUAUGUCUUCCAUAUGGGACAAGCAAAAAUUAUCUUUAGAUACUGGAUCCAGCUGCCCAGUAAUGGGUCACAGGGGAAAAUCAAUAGCUCCAAUUGAUUCUGAUGUACCACCUUUGCUUUUCUUCUCUGCUGUACUAAUCUUUGCACACUGUUAUCUUUAAUGGAUCAUUUCCAUUCUGCUAUUCUGCAAUUUAAGGGAGGGAAUUAUAAGGGCUAUUUAACAUUCUUCCUCUUACACUAAGAUAACUUCCAAGUUAAAAGACAUUCGUACAGUGAAAACUUUGAAAAGUUGUGUGUAGCAAUUUCUUUUCCUCAUCUUGGGUGUAAGACUCAGACAGAUGACAUAGAUCACUGCUGCUAACUGAUCUGAAAUCCACAGUGGAGGAAAUAUAUGUAUUUCUGCAAUAGAUGUAUUUCUUUAGAGCAGCCUUCCCCAAUUGGUGCCUUCUAGAUAUGCAGAAACGCCAAUUAUCAGAAUGCCAGCUAGCAUGGGAUUUUCCGAAAUUCUAUAACAUCUGGAAAGAACACCUGGAAAGAAACUAUUUGAGGAAGGUUUUCCUAGAGGUUAAUUCCUUUGGGAGCAUAAAGAAACACGAAAAUACUGCAUUGACUGUUGGACUGAUACUCACAGAACUCUAAUCACGUGGGACCUUCGUAUUGUAAAGAGGUACGUCUUGCCACAUGCUUAAUGGAUUUUUAUCUUUAGCAUACCCUCAAGGUGACAGCCCCUAGCCUACCUUGACUGUGCUGGGAAGCUUAGGAGGGUCAGGCCUAGUGUGUGCUUAGAUGGUAAACCUCCAGGGAAUCCCAGGUUUGAGGGCUAGACUGGGAAGUCAGAAACUACCCUGGAAGACAACAAUAGUAAGCCACUUUUGUACUAUUGCCAACCCCCCCCCCCAAUACAUGGAUCCGUUAUUGAAGUCACCAAGAGUUGAGCUUGACUUGAAGGAGACUUUAUUAAAAUUUCUCCUGUUGCAAAAAGCAAAAAGCAAAAAAAAAAAGUUUAUCCAAAACAUGAUGGCAAAUGGUUGAAGGGAACAGAACUAUCAUUACCAGUGGAACUUUUAUUAACAAAAGUGAUGCAAAGAAGGACUGUAUGAAAGUUCCUGCUGAAGAAGAUGGUGGUAUAUAUGCAAAGAGGGACUAAAUUAUUACCCAGUCCACUAAAUUAUUACCCAAUCCACUUUUCCUUUUGGAUACUAAAAGGAAAAGUAUAAAGCAAGCAGAUUAGGCAGGCAAUAGCAACUAGAUAGCCUUGAAAAAAUAUUCUGAAGUAAACUCUGACCUGAUGAGCUGGCACGAUCACCAUGUUCUCUGCUAGGUCAAAACCAGUUAUUUGUUCUCAAGGUAAAAAAUGUUUAUGCAAAUGUUUAUGCAGCAUGCAGGUGUAAGGAAUCUUCUUAAAGAAUGAACAUCCACAUGUUUAUUAUAUGUUGCCUGGGUAUUUAUUACAUGAAAAUUAGCUAAACGAUCAUGUAUGCUGGGAAUCUAUGUAUUCUGCUCUUGUUUCUACCCAAGGGUCCUUUUUUCCUUUCUGGAGACGUGCCCAAUGAUCACUGUUUAUUAUUUAUGGAAGGAAGGUGCAUACUGUUAACUUUCUCCAGCUUGUUAGUAGUUUCACUUGGGAUAUAUCCCUAAUAUUGCUGAAACAUUUCUAUCAGGAGAACGUGCUUUUCAAAUAGGUAAUGAAAAUAUAUUUCUGUCUUUUACCCAAUUCAUUUAACGUCUAAAAACUGGUUUGGGGAAAUCUGGAAUAUUACUAAGAACUGAAGGGGUAACGGUAAAGCAGGAAGGGAAAGCUAAAGCUGAGCUAUGGAGAACAGAGAGAGAUAACUUCACUAUCCUGAAAACAUGUAUCUGUGAGUGGAUACUUAGUGUGUGAAUAUAUAUAUAUAUAUCUUUUGAACAGUUCCAUACUAAGAAAAAUAGUCUCCUUUGAGUUAUGCUUAGCUUCCAGUGACUUCAUGCACACAUCUGGGUAGCUUUGUUGGCGACAGUAUGAAAGUGGUUUCCCAGUGCCCUUUGUUGAAUGCCCUUUCUGAUUUCUCAGCCUAGCCUACAUCCUGCUUGUACUCUGGAAGAAUCUUAUCCUAACACUCACAGGGCCUCACCCUGCUUCAUUGAUUUAGGGUGUUACAUGAACUCAAUCAGUGUGUCAGGUAAAUCAGGAUAUAAGUUUACCAUGGGUGAAUCUAGACCAUUAUGGUUUAUUGAAUAAAACAUGCUUAAUAAAUCUGCUUUAAGUGUGAUGUCUGAACCCAGCUAUACACUUGAGUGGAUAGAAAAUGAAAGUAAACCAUAGUUUGGUGUCUGGCUCAGGACAAAUGAAGCAACAGGCAUUAAAAGUCCUCAGAGAAGAGUAUACCUCUAAACAUUCACAUAUAUUUCUGGAAACCAGUCUAACCUUUAAAAACAUACAGAGUUGGUUUUUUAAUGAAACCUUCAAUUUGAUGGGCACUGAGUGAAAUUAAGGCUUUAUCAUUUCAGACUGGAAGUGAACACUGCAUAGGGAAUAAUCCUGAGCUGGCAGAAUGGGGUUGGUUUAAUUUCCUAUCCAUUCAUCUACAUUAACUCAUUUUAUAAUGGUUUGAUUAAUCAACAUCACAAUUCUGUGAUUUGCAAGGCUCUAAAGGCUUCCCAGUCCAGUGGCACAAAGAUGAAAAAGGGGGAGCAUUAUUCAACCCAGCCUUACUCUGAUUUUGUUUCAGAUUGUGUGAAAAAUCAAUUCCACUGCCACAUACUGCUAACAUGAUCACGGUUCAGUUUGGAAACAGUAAGUUUGACCAGCUGUAUCCUGUCUGGAAUAAAGCUUAACUAUGUGUGUAUGUAUUCAAUCUAGCUAGAAGCAAACACCCUUAAGGCCAAUGGGGCUUAUUCACAGCUAAGUGCUCACAGUAUUCCACCCUUAACAGAUACUAAAAUUGAAUAAAGUAUACUCUGGCUGGGUUCAGACAUGCUAAGCCAAAAUUGGGUUUUAUCUGCAGCCAGUUGUGCAUUAUUUAAUAAAUCAUACAGUAGUAAAACAAAUGGAGUCUUAGCUAGGGCUACCAUAUAUAGCUGCAAAAACCUAGACAGCCACAAGAGGGAAGCAAAGAGAUACAAAACGACUGCCAUCUAGUGGUUGCCUGUAGUUCUGCAGUCCAUAGAUAGUAGCCCUAGUUAAGCGUAACAGAUAAAUCCACUGACAUAUAUAUGUAAGUGUCACACUAUUUUGCACUCUGUGUAAUGCUUCAGAAGCAUCAUUAUGCAGAGCACAGAAGAGGAAUCAGAAAUACUAAGCCAAAGAAAUUAAUGGCAUGAGAUAAGGAAAAAAGGAAACAUAGAUAAAACUCUUUUACAUCAAUACCAUUCAGUAUAUCUCUCCAUACCUUUUUAUCCUUGCAAACCAACUUUUGGU